Messenger RNA from Ilex paraguariensis (yerba mate), 2379 nucleotides. The record is from the annotation of a GenBank genome assembly. NCBI's taxonomy places the organism in Eukaryota, Viridiplantae, Streptophyta, Magnoliopsida, Aquifoliales, Aquifoliaceae.
AUGGAGACACCUUUUUUACACAUCUUUGCUGGAAAUCUCUCUUAUGGGACAUCUUCUGAAAGUAACAGAAGAAGAAGGAGGAGGAGGAGGUCAAAACUCAAUGGGUGGCCGUGGUUCUUCCUCCAAGGGAAAGUCUUCUANACUAGAGUAACAGAAGAAGAAGGAGGAGGAGGAGGUCAAAACUCAAUGGGUGGCCGUGGUUCUUCCUCCAAGGGAAAGUCUUCUAAGAAGAAAAGGUCCAAAAUUUCUUCUGAGGCUCGGCGGAAGAAGAGGAGUAGGAGAAAUAAAUCCAAGAAGCUUCGACGUCGUGAUGAUUCUGUUUCUUGUUAUUCUGAUGAUGAUUCAAGAAGUUCGGAGUCUGUUUUUUCUUCUGCUUCUGAGGAUGAUUAUAAGAGAAGAAGGGCUCGAUCUCGCGCAAGAAAGGAUGUGAAGAGUGGUAGGAAAAAACGUCAAAGAAGCUCUUCUAGCAGACAGGGCAGCAAAGAUUCACCUCGUGUUAGAAAGAGAAAAGGUUUGAAGAGAAAUCAUGACUCUGAGGUGAGGAAGAAAACCCAAAAGAAAAGGCCUAGAAGAGAUGCUAGUAUCAGUUCCACGAGUGGUGAAAAGCGGAGCUGCUCUACUUGUCAAGAUCGAAGUGGUAGCAGUAGUGACGUGAGUGAAUUUGAGAGGUCUAGUAGAAGGUCUAGAGGAAACAAGAAAGAUAAGAUAGAUUCCAUUAGGCCUAGGCGGCAAUCCAAAGACACUAGAACAAGGUCCCCUAGUUGUUCUUCAUUUAGUAGGUAUAGCUACAGUAGGGGUAAUCACAUCGAGGAGGAAUUGGCAAGUGAGAAUAAUUCAAAGCGUUUGAGAUCAGUUAUUUCCAUCGCAAAACAACCAGAGGAGAAAGAGGAAAAGAAAUGCGGUAAGGAUGAGCAUAAAGAAGAGAUCAUGCAUGAUCAUGAUGAUUACCCUUCUUGCAGAAGCAAUGACAGUAAUGACGGAGGCAGUAAGAGGGAGUUACCUCAUCAUUCACAUGUUGCAGAUGAUAAGAGGAGGAAAGUAGAAAAUGUUGUGGGAAGGGCACCUUUUGUUGCUAACACUACAUCAACUGUGUACGCUGAAAGUGGUAAGAAUGAUCCUGGCCAACAAGAUGGAAUUAAUGUUCCACCAGCUGGGAUUAAGACAAUUGAGACAGAGAUGGUAAAUGUCAACAAGGUUUCUGCUGCCACUGCUGGUUCAGAUGGCAACGAUUUGGAGUCAGUUUUGAGGCAAAAAGCCUUGGAGAAUCUAAGGAAGUUUCGAGGAGGGCUUCAAACAAAUUCAACGACUCUUGCUGAUCAGAAAAGUGAGGGUGACAGUGAUGUGAAACAAGUGUCCACUACUAAGGCCGAGUUGCUUCAGAUCAAGUCACCCUUUCAGGAUGGUUCUUGUGUGGUAGGUACAACCCGAUUAGUAAAUCAGAGCAGUACAACUACACCAAGAAGAGAUUCCUCUCACCCCACCGUGGUUAGAGGUAAGAUCCCAGAUGGAAGAUAUUGUGGACCUGAAUCUGGAACUGCUAAACAGAAUGUUAUUUGUCCACCAGAUGGGGCAAUUGUCUCUGUUAAUCGCAAAGAAAUGGAACAUACUAGUGCUUGUGUUGUCACUGGUAAAUCCGAACCCAGUGGGUCAAAACUGAUUCGAGAGUCUUCUGGCACUGCCUCCACCCUGAAGCAGGCAACCCUGUCACCAGCACCUUCUAAGGGAACUUUGUUGGUGACCAAGAGCUUUGUCAAUGAGAUUGCAGAUGAAACAUCUCAAACUAUUGCCAAGAGUGGUAGCAACAAUCAUAGUACAGGAGUUAAACCAACAUCUGAAGAGCAUAGCUCAAAAGAACAGCAAGAUGAAGGCAAGGAUGGCUCACAGUUUGAGCAUAGGACAAUGUCUAUGGUGAGAGGAGGUGAAGUGGUACAGGUGAGCUACAAGAUUAAAAUCCCCAAGAGAGCACCUGCUCUGGCUAGGCGGCAACUCAGGCGGUGAUGUUUGAGUUGCAAGUGUGGUGCUAAUAAGAUGAAUUGGGGAUGAUUCUGCAUCUACCGGCUAUGAAUGAUUGUUACAUUCGAAGGGGAAAUGUCUACUGAUAAAAUUAAAGGAUAGGACACUUUUGAAGAACCAAACUGCACUUGGCUUUCCCUUCAAAUGGAAAUUUUUUUGGAACAUGUUAACUGGCCCCAAUGCUGGGGGGGCGAGCUUUUCAGGAAAACUGGAAAUAAUGAUUAUGAAUUAUAAUUGUACGUUUUGUGUUGGAAAUAAUAGUUUCAGUUUUACUGUACUUGUUCUCUAUCUCAGAUAAAUAUUGUGGCAUGCCAUCUCUCUCUUGGCCUGAAUUUCUGCUGCAAGCUUUAACUAUGAAUAUGUAUC